AAGAAAACUGGGGCGAGACAAAAAUCAAGUUGUGGCGGGAAAAGUAAACGGGAUAUCCUCGUUUCUACCGUUGUUUAUCGCCUUUAUCGGCUUAGGAUAGACUUGUAAUUGAAGAUCGGUCAAUGUUGAGAAGAACCGAAGAUGUUUUCCGCUAAAAUUAACGAAAUACGGGCGUACAUGAAGGAACGCACCAAUGGCAAAUGUAACCCUCACUGGAACUGGCUGGCGGUGAAACUGAUGUGGCUUCUGUCAAAAUACCCCUCAGGAAUCACAAAAGCGAUUAUCCUGGCAGAGAUACAAAACUCAUGGAUCAACUUUAGCCAACUACAAGGCUACAGCGAACGCUUCAAGACGAGGAAAGUCACAGUCGAUUCGGUUUUGGAGAGUAAGUUCCUUAGGCCUGACGCCAUAUUGGAAGUUAAGGUAGAGGAAGUCAAAUGUAUUCCAGGCACGCAAACCAAGCUAGCAAUCCUGAAAAACUUGUCCGAGGGAAGGCAUGCCAUCGAAAUGUACCUGCACCAGAAACUUACCCAGAUAGAAGCCAGCUUGUCGAAGUACACUCUUAGAUUCACCAGCUGUCGCUUGUGGAGAGCAACUGAUGCGAAGAAUCUGAGAGUACUGCCUUCAGAUAAUGCUGUGGUUUUGCUUGAUAAAAGUGGCCUUGAUCAAUUAAGCCUGGGAAUAGAAAGCGUGCAGUUGACAGAAGUGGAGCGGCCUCAGUAUGGUGACAACAUCAGAGUGAUCGUAUCUGACAUUGGCAAAGAAGAAAUUGUUCACCUACCAAAUGGGGAAUCGUGUGUUAAACUAUGUGUGACAGUUGUGAACAUAGAUGAUGUCCAUGCCAGACUAUGCCUGUGGGACGAGCAGGUCCCUCUCAUACAUUUAUUCAACGAAGGUGAUACUCUCUUAAUUCACCAGCCAUUUCUAGUACCUGACGCUAGUGAGGGUUACACUAUAGAAUAUGGACCAGCAACUAUCAUAUAUUGUUAUCCACACAAUGUGGACAGAGAAAUCAUACCCAGUCAAAUUUCUGAAAGCACUCCAAUAUAUGUAACCAAGGAUAACCAAGGAUUUCUGGACUAUUCUACGUACCCAGAGAGAAUCAUGGUUGGUGAUAUCAGGUCAAGAAUGUUACAUGUAACGCUAUAUGGUGCUAUUGUACAUGUCACACCCAAGGAAAUAACAGAUGUUACAAAUGAGCAAGCACAUGUAUUUUCAAUGACUGUUAGAGAUGAAACAGGGGAUUGCAAUAUUUUUGUUUGCGAUCACACAAGAGAGUUCCAUGAAACAAUGUAUCCUGGGCAGUGUGUUAUUUUGGAAGAACUACAUUCCUCAGGGCAAGGAAGCCAGCUUUAUCUGAACACCAAGAAUGGGGGGAAGAUUUGGAAUGCCAGCUCUCUCUCUGGUUGGGUGGCCACUAAUUAUCUGGCAAGCACCCCUACAGAUGUAGCACAGGCAAGCAAAUAUCAGCACUGUGUGUGCCAAGGAGUUGUUGUCAAAGUUAUUGGGAAGUCCACUAUUCCAGGCUCUGUUUCAUAUGUUUCAAAGGUCCAUUCCUCCUGCUUGAGAGAGGCUGUGAGCAGUGGAAGAGAACUCUUCUGCAAGCACUGCAACAUCCAUCACCUGACUGAAUACAACUCAACAAACUCUACAAAGUCCAAACCAGAGAGAACUUGGCACUGGCAAUACACCUUAUCACUUCAAAUUCAUGACAACACUGGCAGCUUGCAAGCAAGGCUGACAGAGCAAACAGCCCAACAGAUGCUUCAAAUGCAGGCAGCUCAAUUUGCAAUACAUCUGACAUCAUUCACAAACCAGGCCUUGGAGUCGGUUCUAGCACAGGAAUACAUGUUUGGGCUGGCUUACUUAAAUGAAGAGUUUCAAAUUAACUCUGUGUCAAUGAAAACAUAGGUUUGUUUUUUUGAUAAGGUAAUAUGUCUCACCAAUAACUCAAGAAAAUGGUUCUUUGUUGUUAUUCUUAAAUGGUUUUGGUUUUCAAACAUGUGAAGGAUGAGGUUCUGAAAGCUGAUCUAGUGUUAAUUAUUCUUUGCACAACACAGGAACACUGGAUUUGCACACAUCAUAUAAUGUAUAACCCCAAGUAAUAGCUGGAUAGCAGUCUAGGUUCUUUUUAAGAAAGACAUGUAAAAUAAACAAAAUCAGAAAAGUAAAUGGAUUUUAUUUUGUUA
Messenger RNA from Nematostella vectensis (starlet sea anemone), 2189 nucleotides. RefSeq lists its product as uncharacterized. Lineage: Eukaryota; Metazoa; Cnidaria; Anthozoa; Actiniaria; Edwardsiidae. The transcript is spliced from 3 exons. Bases 142 to 1911 code for a protein of 589 amino acids. The record is from RefSeq and is a predicted model, not a curated record.